This is a messenger RNA of Brachypodium distachyon (stiff brome), 2247 nucleotides long. RefSeq lists its product as uncharacterized. The record is from RefSeq and is a predicted model, not a curated record. The coding region runs from base 113 to 1672 and encodes 519 amino acids. The transcript is spliced from 5 exons. Lineage: Eukaryota; Viridiplantae; Streptophyta; Magnoliopsida; Poales; Poaceae.
GACUGAGAAUUGCGCAAACAGUUUCUCGGCCCUUCCCCGUCCUCUCCUCCCCCUCCCCAGGUCCUGAGCAAGUCUUGCGGCGUCUCCCUGGCAACCCGACCUAGGCGGCGGCAUGAGCCGCACAUUACCGCCGCCGCCGCCGCGGAACUCGCAAAGAGGUGAUCGUCAUGAUGAUAAGAAGAGGAGAUUACGCAGAGGGCACAUUGGACAUUCCAGCAACAGGUCGCAGCUGGAUGAAGAUCUGGAGAGCAUGUUCUCAUCGUUAACGAUUGACAACAUCCCAGCUGAAGCCAAUUCAGGAGAUUGUGGCAUGGAUAGGAAGAGGAAAUCAUACAAAGACCAAGCUGGAGUGGAAAACAUGAUAUCGUCACUCGCAAUCCAAGAGGCUGCAGUGACCAAUUCUGUUUACAGAGGACAGAGAAAAAAAUUCUCUGAUCUUAUACUCGACGACCGCAAGAUCCUUGCUAAGGGCAAUUCAGAUUGCAACGACCCCGGCUCGAGGAGUUUAAGAUCUAAGGAAUUCAUUGAAGGAAUAAAUGACUUGUUGCUGCGCCAUCAGGGAAGUGGUGUUCGAUAUUUUGCGGUCCAUUUUGAUCUGAACUCCACUCAUGCUGUCUACCUUGACAAAUGGGUACAGUUUGCCUCAAAGUCAGAUGCAAAAUAUGUGACACUUCACUUGUGUGAAAAUGGGAUUUCUUGUUCACGGCAUUCAGUGACUGCAAGUCGUUAUAACUUCCCUUUGCAUUGUUUUGGCGAUGGACGAGGAUCCUUACUGCGGAAGUUAAGCCUGACAAAUUGCAUAUUCAGUACACCGGUGCAUUCCAGUGGCUUUUCUUCUCUUGUACAACUUUCGCUAAGGCGCGUCACUACAGCUGAUUCUGACAUCCAAAACAUUUUCUCUUGCUUCCCUGUUCUCCGUGAUUUAAAAUUGCAAUGUUGUGAGGAUUUGGUUAAUAUAAGGAUUUCCCAUGAAACGUUGUUAGAGUUGCAUAUAUCUUGUUGCCAGAAAUUGAAGAGUAUCAAUAUCCAUUCCAUAAGCCUAGACAUAUUUGAGUAUGAUGGACAUCAGGUACAGAUCAAAUAUGAGAGUACUCCCAGUAUGAGGAGGAUAGCAAUUAAAUUCGUGGACAGAAAUUGUUCCCUUCCUGAUGAUUUACUUGCCAUGGAAAGACUCAAGAAAGUCACCUUGUGGUUUCUUUCACCGUCAGAGGAGCCUAGUUUUAUACUACAUGCGAAGACGUUCACUGUAUUGCAGUUGGUCAGCUUGUCUAUUUUGCCAUCUUGGAAUAAUGUUCUUGCGGUAGCUUAUCUCGUUAAAGCUACUCCUUCUGUUAAAAGGCUGCAUCUAGAAGCUUGCAGCGGAGAACACCAUUAUCUGGACAAUGUCCAAGUUGAUUGGCCUGAGCAUAUCUCUCUCAAGAAGCUCCGUACCAUUCUGGUAGGAGGUUUCGCUGCCCAAGCCCCGCUGGUCGAGCUUUUGGCGUAUCUGUCACGUGUCGCCACUCGCCUGAAGCUUCUCGAAAUCAGUCCACAUCACCAUCGUUACAAAGAUUCGGGUAGAUGUGUGAGUGAGGAUGUUGGCGUUGAGGCGGCAUGGGAUCAUGCGAGGAAUGCUGCAAGGGCGACCAUCGGCCUUAAGCUACAGUCGACCGUGAAGUUCGUCGUCAAAUGAUUCAGACUAGCAAGCCUGCCUGGUGUUGAAAUUUGGACGGCCGUCGUCAAAUGAAGUGUCUUGUCGUGUUGUUUUCAAUUGGGAGAUGCGGAUGAUGAUGUUUUGGUGUUCCUCUUUAGAUUUCGUUGGCCUGGCUCUUGAAUGUCACGUGCCAGGAAUGGUCGGGGUUUAUUUUGGGUGGAUGAUUUGGCUAGAUUGCAAACAUGGAACAUACCUAUUCUUGCAGUAAUAGGUCAAUAUAUUGUGUUACAGAUUGCCUGUUCUUGUGUCUACAGACACAAACUGGGUAAUAAUCGUGAAAUCCGAGGCAGGCAACGGCGCGUAUUGUCUGUGAGGGGUUCGAGCUUCUGCACUGACCAGCAUCCAUGUCAGGACUCAGGACCUGCAUAUCUGAACCUGAAGCUAUCUGAAUGAAUGAUGGCAACCCAGUCCAGGCGGCAGAUAUCUGAACCUGAAGCUUGAUCAGGAUGAACGAACCAAUGGCUUAGUCUUCAUUUCUAUGCUUCCCUUAUUGUACUAUCAUAAGCCGCUGCUUUUCGGUGAUGAAAAACAAAAACUAGAAAUCUCCCAGUGCA